AUGUCCGAACCAACCGAAUCGACCGACCCCGUGAAGCUCUCCCGCUUCACCUACCGGCAACUGCAAGGGUUGCGACACGGGUCCACAGCAACACCCUUGAGAGUGAUUGCGCAUAUCGAUCUCGAUGCUUUCUAUGCGCAAUGUGAGAUGGUCCGUUUGGGGACUCCGCGGGAGACACCUUUAGCAGUGCGGCAAUGGGACUCGUUGAUCGCCGUCAAUUACGCUGCGCGACCCUUUGGAAUCACCCGAUUCAUCAAUAUUGCAGAGGCCAGGAGACUCUGUCCAGACCUCGUCUUACAGCACGUUGCAACUUUUCGAGAAGGGGAGGGAGGUCGGUGGGCUUAUCGAGAUGAUUCUUACAAGAAGAUCAAUACGGACAAAGUCUGCCUUGAUCCGUACCGAGCACAAUCGCGAAAAAUCCUCCAGACAAUCAAGGAGGCUCUGGCCACAUGGAAUGACGAUGACAAUGGAGACAACACCCAGACUCCGAAGCAGGAAGUUACGGUUGGGCUGGAGAAAGCAAGUAUCGAUGAAGUAUUCAUCGAUCUGUCUCCGUUGGUAUACAAGGCACUUCUUCAAAGAUACCCAGAGCUUCGGGCGGGAACACAAGACGAGAACCGCGAUGCAGAGCUGCCUAUACCACCGACCACAGCCCUGCAAUGGGACAGAGAUUGCUUGAUUGAUCUGGAUAAAAUUGAAACGGAAGAAGAUGAUCCAGACUGGGACGACGUGGGCAUGCUGAUAGGGUCCGAGAUUGUACGAUGGGUUCGGAAAGCAGUCUGGGAGAAGCUGAGCUACACCUGCUCCGCUGGACUUGCCCGCAAUAAAAUGAUUGCGAAACUAGGAAGUGCCUGCAACAAGCCCAAUCUACAGACAGUUGUGCGCAAUCGGGCAGUGCAGGAUUUUCUAGGAGGCUAUAAGUUCACUCAGAUCAGAAUGCUGGGCGGUAAACUCGGCGAUCACAUCACUGCCGCCUUCGGAACAGAGAAAGUCAGUGAACUUUUGAAUGUCUCGCUCGAGCAAUUGCGCACCAGGCUUGAUGAGCACACGGCAUCCUGGCUUUACGGGAUCAUCCGUGGUGAUGAUCGCAGCGAAGUCAAUCCUCGAACUCAGAUCAAAUCUAUGUUAUCUGCAAAGUCCUUCAGACCUAGCAUCAGCUCGAUUGAUCAAGCUGAGAAGUGGCUUCGUAUUUUCGCAGCUGAUAUCUAUGGCCGGCUUGUGGAAGAAGGCGUGCUUGAAAAUAGACGUCGUCCGAGGGUGAUCACCCUGCAUCAUCGAGGAUCCCAAUCUCGUUCUCGCCAAAUUCCAAUACCAGGCUCUAACGUCAUUAACGAGGAUUUACUCUAUGAUCUGGCCAAUACUCUGCUUCGUCAAGUUGUGGCCGACGGACAGACAUGGCCCUGUUCCAACUUGUCAUUGAGCGUUUCAAGCUUCGAAGAUGGCGUGAGCAAUAACAAAGCUAUUGAGGGCUUCUUGGUUCGAGGAGAUCAGGCAAAGGCUUUGACUCGUUCCUCGAGACCCAGGGAUACCGAUACUGCACAAGGUGGACACCUCCCGAAUGAUAAAAGGCGGAAGCUUGAUUCCGACGGGGCUAGAAUCGAUCAAUUCUUUGCAAACCCAGUUCACUCCGAAGAUACUGAAACUGGCGAGCAAGGCACUUCGCAACAACCUGAAAUGGACGCUGAACCGAAUGGAAUCCCUCGUUUCACAUGUCUGCGAUGCUCCAAGUCUAUGCCCGAAUAUGAAAAGGAGGAACAUGAUGAUUGGCAUUUUGCCAAGGAUCUCGCAAUCCAGGACAGAGAGGAGGCGAAGGUUUCGCAACCGACACCACCCACGAAGAGCAGUACUCGGGGUGCGACUGCUCGUGGAAGAGGUGGCCGUGGCGGUGGUGGUCGCAGCAAGACCGAGAAAGGACAAAUGCGACUGGCUUUCCAGUGA
This is a messenger RNA of Penicillium bovifimosum, 1938 nucleotides long. Its product is annotated as DNA-directed DNA polymerase eta. Lineage: Eukaryota; Fungi; Ascomycota; Eurotiomycetes; Eurotiales; Aspergillaceae. Gene Ontology annotation, cellular component: nucleus; replication fork; site of double-strand break. The transcript has a single exon. The coding region runs from base 1 to 1938 and encodes 645 amino acids. Gene Ontology annotation, biological process: response to radiation; error-prone translesion synthesis. Gene Ontology annotation, molecular function: damaged DNA binding; DNA-directed DNA polymerase activity. The record is from RefSeq and is a predicted model, not a curated record.